UUGGAAUCAAAAGAGGAGAAAAAGGGGAAGAGCUGCCGUCUCUCUCUCUCUCUCUUCGAGUCUUCUCCUACCGCCGGCUGCCGCACCACGCGACGCGACACAACGCCGCCACCGCCGGGGCGCCGGGUGAUUCGCCUCACCGCCCUCCCGUGAUCCCGCCCCCCGCGCCGCCGCCGUCAGGCCCUCGGGAUCGGUACGGCGCCCCGGCGCCUACUGCUCCUCCUCGAUCUGGAGAGGCGAUGGGUGAUGGAGAGAAACGCACGGUGUUUGUGACGGUAGGAACCACAUGCUUCGAUGCGCUCGUGCAGGCAGUGGAUUCUGAACGAGUGAAGGAAGCAUUGCUGCAGAAGGGUUACACUCAUCUUUUGAUUCAGAUGGGCCGAGGGACAUAUGCGCCUUCCAAGGUCACAGGAAAUUCAACUCUUCAAGUUGAUUACUUUACUUUUUCACCAAGCAUUGCUGAUUACAUCAGAGAAGCAUCCUUGGUCAUCAGUCAUGCAGGUUCUGGAAGUAUAUUUGAGACGCUGAGACUCAGCAAGCCUCUCAUUGUUGUUGUGAACGAGGAUCUUAUGGACAAUCACCAGAGCGAGUUAGCAGAGGAACUGGCAGAGAGGAAGCACCUCUUCUGUGCCCGUCCACAGACACUGCAAGAAACAAUCCAGGCAAUGGAUCUAACUACUCUCCAACCUUAUGUGCCAGGGGAUGCCAAGCCAGUCGUCACACUGAUCAACAAGUUUCUCGGAUUUCCGGGCGAAUGAUCCUUCUUUAUUCCUCUUGGUGUCGCCAAAUGAUGUAGCUUAGAGAUGCUAGUGGUGCAUGCAUACGGGCUGCCUUUUUCUUUUUUGGUAUUUUUCCUUCGAAAAGAAUCAAAGAUAGGUAUGAGCAAUUAAGCAGCAUACACUUUCAUUCAA
This is a messenger RNA of Oryza brachyantha (malo sina), 911 nucleotides long. RefSeq names its product UDP-N-acetylglucosamine transferase subunit ALG13 homolog. Gene Ontology annotation, biological process: dolichol-linked oligosaccharide biosynthetic process. Gene Ontology annotation, cellular component: UDP-N-acetylglucosamine transferase complex; extrinsic component of endoplasmic reticulum membrane. The record is from RefSeq and is a predicted model, not a curated record. The transcript has 4 exons. Gene Ontology annotation, molecular function: hexosyltransferase activity. NCBI's taxonomy places the organism in Eukaryota, Viridiplantae, Streptophyta, Magnoliopsida, Poales, Poaceae. The coding region runs from base 240 to 758 and encodes 172 amino acids.